Molecule: messenger RNA, 1047 nt
Organism: Pocillopora verrucosa
Lineage: Eukaryota; Metazoa; Cnidaria; Anthozoa; Scleractinia; Pocilloporidae
Source: RefSeq, a predicted model, not a curated record
AUGGAUAACCCGCAACAACUUCAAAAUCACGCUAGUGCUGAAAACUCCAGCAAGACAAUUGGGAGGAAUGAACAGGCGCCGCAUUCACCUUGGGGUCCAAUGACUAUUAUCAUAGCAAGUUUCCUCGUCGUUGUCAUAUGCCUUGCCACAGUUGGUAACCUUGUGGUAUGUCGGCUUGUCUGGGUUUGUCGGCGCAUGCAGAUCCCGUCACUGUACUUUGUGGCUAGCAUGUCAUUUUCUGAUUUCCUCACGGGUUUGCUGGUUUUGCCACUAACUUUUGGCUACCUCGUUAGCUAUCAGGAUACAGGUCGAUGGACUUUUGGCAAUUUUACCUGCGACCUCUAUUUAUUCCUGAACUUUAUUCUGUGCAGCGCCUCCAUAUACAACUUGUGUGUGGUCAGCGGAGACAGAUACUUGGCUGUGACUUCACCACUAAAUUAUCUGUCACGCAUGAACGAAAGCAGAGUCAAGAAAAUUAUCGGAGUGUCCUGGUUUUGCGCGCUGAUAGUAGCCGGUUUCGUCACAUACGGCAGGCAUGCUUCCAAGGAAAACGACGUCAACUGUUCGAUAUGGGGUUUGCGAUAUGAGUACUCUGUUUUUGUACUGGUUAUAGCUUUUAUUCUACCGGUAUUUUUUCUCGUAUUCGUGAAUAUGAAAAUGUUUCUAAUUGCGCGUGCUCAUAUGACCAGAAUACACGUGCAAGAAAUAUCGCUGGCUCCUGUUUCGACGUUUACGAAGAACGCGCUGAGUCCAGAAGGAGAACCUAAGAAAACUAGUCAAAGAGCACGACUGAAACGGGAGAUCAAAAUAUUCAAAACAUUUCUCAUUGUCACAUGUACUUUUCUGAUUUCUUGGACACCAUUUGUCGUGAUUCUUUUAAUAGAUUCAAUCUCACCUGUCCCGGGUCUUAUCAGACGCUCUUCGAUCAUCCUUUUAUACUGCAACAGUGCUCUGAAUCCAUUCAUAUACGGCUUUUUUAAUUCCGAGAUUAGGAAGGCAUUGUCCGAGAUUUUUAGUCGUAAAUGUACUUUACCUUUUAAGAGAUAG